Messenger RNA from Oncorhynchus keta (chum salmon), 2601 nucleotides. Its product is annotated as interleukin-1 receptor-associated kinase 3-like. Bases 60 to 1976 code for a protein of 638 amino acids. The transcript is spliced from 13 exons. Gene Ontology annotation, biological process: intracellular signal transduction; negative regulation of tumor necrosis factor production; interleukin-1-mediated signaling pathway. Gene Ontology annotation, molecular function: protein binding; ATP binding; protein serine/threonine kinase activity. The record is from RefSeq and is a predicted model, not a curated record. NCBI's taxonomy places the organism in Eukaryota, Metazoa, Chordata, Actinopteri, Salmoniformes, Salmonidae. Gene Ontology annotation, cellular component: plasma membrane; cytoplasm; nucleus.
UAGCUUCACAUAGGUUAGAUUCUUGGCGAUACUAAGAUUCCAGCUCAGUCGCAGUUGAGAUGGACUCGUCUAUGUACCUGUAUGAUGUCCCCCCAGUUUUGAUGGAGAAGUUUUGUAAGAUAAUCGACAGCGGUGAUGACAGCCUCGGAUGGCGCGGGCUCGCGGCGCGUAUCGUGCCAAGUUGGACGGAGGUGCGACGCACCGAGAGGCUGGAGGCAAUAGGCAAGAGCCCCACUCGAGAACUCAUCUGGUCGUGGGCGCAACAGAACAAAACUGUUGGGGACCUUGUGAAGGUGUUGGAGGAUAUGGGUCACACCAGAGCUCUACAGCUCUUUAUUCCUCAAGAAACACAGUAUUCCUUCCCCAACAGACCAUCAAAGAGCAGCAAGGAUAAUCCCUCCCCUCCUCAAUUACCCACGCCACCCCCACCUGCCAGCGAGUCGACCCGACCUGGGUGGAACCAGUCUAAUGAUCAUGUGUCAAGUGAAGGUAGAAACCACAGGCUUGUGAUCACCUACUCAGACGUCAUAGAGGGAACUAGACAUUUUCACCAGGACAUGAAGAUCUCUGAGGGCAGCUUCUCUGCUGUCUACAGAGCGGUGAAGGGAAAUGAAACCUUCGCUGUCAAGCUCUUCAAGCAGGUGCAGAAAGCCUCAUGGAGGAAGUUGUGGGAUCUAUUCAGGAGAGAGAUGGAAGUUCAUCAUCUCUACCAGCAUCCUAACAUCUUAGAGCUGUUGGGUUGUUACUCUGAUGGGGAUCGUUACUGGCUGGUAUACCCUUACCUUCCCAACGGAUCACUGUUCCACAGACUGCAUGACCAGAACGCAGUGCCUCCUCUCUCAUGGCAGGAACGUCUGGACAUCAUCAAGGGGACGGCUAAGGCUGUACAUCACCUACACAUGGCUCAGCCCUGCACUGUGGUCUGUGGUAACAUCACAAGUUCUAACAUACUGCUGGACGAGCGGCUGCAGCCCAAGCUGUCUGAUUUUGGGACGGCCCGUCUCAGACCCCACUCCGUCAGUCAGAGCUGCACCGUUACCUUGGAUACGACCUUCGGAACCCUGGGCUACCUGCCGGAGGAAUACGUACGAGACGGAAAGCUGUCCGUCAGUCUGGACGUGUUCAGCUUGGGAGUGGUUAUAAUGGAAAUGAUAACAGGACGGAAAGCUAGAGAGGAGACUCCUAAACACACCCUGCUGAGAAACAUCCUACGUGGAGAGGUGGAGGACACUGGCAGUGUAGACUCCUGUCUUCAGUAUCUGGACCCGAGAGCUGGUCUUUGUCCCCACUCUAUGUCCUUUACCUUGUUGCGUCUAGCCCUGGACUGCACCUCUACACGACCACGCAACAGACCCACCAUGGAGAAUGUGUUACAGGUAUUGAGCCAGCUGCUUCCCCUGCCGUGCCCACCUGAAGACCAGCCCCACACACUGACCGACGAGGCCCCAGCUCCCCCUGCCUCUCCUGCCCAGACGGGACAGGGCCCCAGCUCCAACCCCAGCCCCAGUGUGCCUGUGGAGGAUGAUGAGCUGCACAGUUACCCCGUUGAGAACCCUCAGCCAGCUCCAGCCCAGGGAGGACCCUGUGAGUGUAGCCAGUCAGAGGUCACCUAUCUGGGCAGUGGGGAGCGGAGCUGCCACCUGUCACGGGAGGGGGCUGGGGAAAGAGCAGGGCUAGGGGCUGAUGAGGCUGACCAGAGCCUACAGACCAAUGGAGAGCCAGUGGAUCUUUACGGUAGCUGGCCAGUCCAAUGUAGCUGUUCAGCUGAGGUGAAUGGACUGGGCUGUGAAGACUGUAGAGCCAAUGGGUUUACUCCCUGCCCCUCAGACCUCCCUCAAGGUGACCUCAGCUUCUCUUCCCUCAGUAUAGUGGACAACCCUGCCAAGCAGAGAAUGAUGAAUAAGAUUGAUCUGUACAACAGAGGCCUCCUCAGAACAGAGGAACUCCUCUCUGUCUCCAUGACCACCCAGGAGUGACAAAGCUACAGAGGAACUCCUCUCUGUCUCCAUGACCACCCAGGAGUGACAAAGCUACAGAGGAACAACUCUCUGUCUCCAUGACCACCCAGGAGUGACAAAGCUACAGAGGAACAACUCUCUGUCUCCAUGACCACCCAGGAGUGACAAAGCUGAUCUAGGAUCUGCUUGCCCUCCCCGGAUCCUAAUCUUAACCAUUAGAGGUUAAAAACACAAAACAGACCCCAGACCAGCAUCUAGGGCAACUUCACUACUCUAAAUGACACAUGCAUACAGUACAUGGCCUGCUGAAAGAGAGAGGGUUAACUUAUCCAUAUAUCUGACUUAGUCAUUGCUGGCCCUGGUUAAAUGACCUGGUCCUGGUUAAAUUAUCUUGCCCUGGUUAAAUGACCUGGUCCUGGUUAAAUGACCUGGCCCUGGCUCUGGUUAAAUGACCUGGCCCUGGUUAAAUGACCUGGUCCUGGCUCUGGUUAAAUGACCUGGCCCUGGUUAAAUGACCUGGUCCUGGCUCUGGUUAAAUGACCUGGCCCUGGUUAAAUGACCUGGUCCUGGCUCUGGUUAAAUGACCUGGCCCUGGUUAAAUGACCUGGUCCUGGCUCUGGUAAAAUGACCUGGCCCUGGUAAA